AUGAACGAAACAGAUGGAAAAGUCAUGCAGGGCAUCGACUCCGGGUUGGUGGAGGGGUCGCAGUCUAUUUUGCUCGACUUUGACCCUCAAUUAUCCCUCGAAUUCCUGAAGGAGGCAGCGGCGCUCAGCGGGAAGCGCCCGCCAGCACAUGCUACUAGGGAACAGCUUUUGGCGAUGCACAAUGAAUUCGUCAGCAAAUCGGUCAAGGAUGGGAAGAACGGACCUCGACCAGUCAAGAAAGUGAUUUUGUCUCUGGCGUACCCACCUUCUACGAAACCCAUCCGUGAUCUUGAGAAGAUUUUACUCGACGGCCUUCUGGUCGAGAUGCACCACGAGGACAAGUUCCUCGUCGUAAGGUCUGUGACUGCCCCCUUUUCAGGGGUUGGUACGGUGGCGGUCGUCGAAGACGAGACGGGCUACGCGGAUAAGAUUGCCAUCUAUAAUCAGGGUGAGGCUUCCAUACUCUCUGAUAUCCCCGAGGGAUUAGCUAUUGCCAUCAAGGAGCCCUAUUACAAGUUUAAUGGAGAAGACGACUAUAUGAUCUGUGUGGAUCAUCCUUCUGAUAUCCUUGUAUUGGAACUGGAUAACACACUUGUGCCUCCGGCAUUUCGGCCUAGUUCGAAUGGGACUCUGCAUUCCAUCACCGCUGGAGACGAUUCGCUAAAACGGACCAUACUCGCCAAGCGUGCCGGGACGAACCUCAAUUUGAGCUGUUUUGAUGCCGCCUUGGCUGAUGCAUUGGAGUCGCGGGAUGGUGAUACCCACGAUUGGAAAGCCUACCUCGUGGCUGGAAAGUCAGCCUACGCCCUUCAACGAUACCAAGAAAGCAAAGAAUAUUUCCUUUCAGCGUUGGAUAAGAACCCAGCCGCACUGGGGGUGAAGCAAGAAUACGAAAAAUGUCUUGCAAGAAUUCGAGAGGAGGAAGAAGGGAUAUACGACUUCGCCUCCAUGCGAGAGCAGGCAGACCGUGGGAACGUCCACAUGGACUGUGGAAGUUUCACCAAAAAAACCACAAUAUCCACCUCACAGCAUCAUGGACGAGGUUUGUUUGCUGCACAGGACGUCAAGGCUGGGGAAUUGCUCUAUUGUGAGAAAGCGGUUUGCAUGCCCAACGAGUACAACGUCCAACACAACGGAAGUGCUCUCUACGCCAAUAUGGUGGAGCAGUGCGUGAAUAACCCUUCGAUGCACGCCAGGACACUGGAGCUGUACGGCGGGAAAUACAAGAGGUCGGGUUUAGAGGGUACGACCGUCGACGGUGUGGAAAUCGUCGACAAUUUCCUGCUUGAAUCCAUCAGACGCACAAAUUGCUUCAUGGCGCCUUCAAGCAGUCUGACGGCCGCGCAGCCGGGGUGGACCAUGGAGAAAGGUGGCAUGGCACGAGGGAUGUGGCUCCAUGCCGCAGCUGAGAAUCACUCCUGUUUCCCCAAUUCGAUUCGUGCUUUCAUUGGCGACAUGCUCAUCGCAGUAGCCACCGACAACAUCAAGGCAGGCGAGGAGAUCUACCAGGUUUAUCUGCCUCCCAAGGCCAUCUACACUAUGCGAACCGACCAGUUCGUCCAGUGGAGUUUCAAAUGCGGGUGCCAACUCUGUUUGGCAGAAGCCAAGUCCCCCAUGGCCAACCACGAGCGGAGAAAACAAACGUUUCAUGAGAUUGACAUCAUAAUCUCGAAAACGAAGAAGAAGUCGGGGCUGUUCAUCCAGCAGUCCACCAUCCGUUCCAUCGAGAAACUGACCCGCAAACUCGAAGAUCUGCACGAGGAUGAAAUCUACGGCAGCAUGCCCAGGCUCAUGUUGGUCUGGCCGACCAUGUGGCUCACCGAAGCAUAUCGCAAUCUGAAGCACCACGCCAAGACCAUCAGGAGUGCCUGGCAGGUUAUCCGGAACUUUGGGUUCGUCAAUGCUGCCAAGGAGGGUAAUUGGGACAUCUUCGCUACUACGCCGACAGGCAUCACGGCAUUUGAGGUGGACAAUGCUCUCAGACAUGCUCGCGAUGCGUACACUGCUUUGGGCGAGGUGCAGCUGGCGGCGCAGUGCGCGGCUUCUUCUAGGAUGGCUUGGCGGAUGUUGGUGGGGUUUGAUAAUGAAGCUUCAAGGCUGUCGGAUUGGAUUGGUGAUGAGUACAAGGAUGUGAAUUAG
This is a messenger RNA of Pseudomassariella vexata, 2139 nucleotides long. Its product is annotated as TPR domain-containing protein. NCBI's taxonomy places the organism in Eukaryota, Fungi, Ascomycota, Sordariomycetes, Amphisphaeriales, Pseudomassariaceae. Bases 1 to 2139 code for a protein of 712 amino acids. The record is from RefSeq and is a predicted model, not a curated record. Gene Ontology annotation, molecular function: protein binding. The transcript is spliced from 3 exons.